Messenger RNA from Cylicocyclus nassatus, 378 nucleotides. Lineage: Eukaryota; Metazoa; Nematoda; Chromadorea; Rhabditida; Strongylidae. The record is from the annotation of a GenBank genome assembly.
AUGCUCAUGUCAACUCAGCCACUAGUAUGCGUUGCUGAGCUAGUCGUAUCGAAGAUACAUUGGGUCAAGAUGACGUUUCGCUUUCUGGUGAUCCUCGCUGUGAUAGCCAUGCUCCAUCUAGCCAUCGCUUUCCCACAAGCAUAUUCAGUAGGAGCACUAGCCCAGCCGGUGAUUGUUCCACAGCCGAUACUGAUAGGAAAUCCACUAAUCUCGCCUGCAGUUGCUGUUCCUUCACCAAUUAUCGGUUAGAACAAUUAUACUUAGAUUAUCCCUUCCACCCGCAUUUAUUCUUUGCUACUUUGCACUCAACCAUACGAUGUAUCUCAAGAUUUUCCCUCAAGUAUGCUCACUAUUGUAUAAAAGAAAUAAAUUUUUUAC